AAUUAUCGCGCUUUUGAUUUAAUAAAGUGGUAAUUAAUGAAGUGAAGGGGCUCUCGCAGGUACAACUCGUCUUCUGAGACCCGCCGCUUACUACUUCGCCACUUCCGCAGAAAAUGGAGCUCCUCUCCAGCGGCGUCGCGCUCCAAACGGUGCCGGAGAAGUACAUCUUCCCCGCGCACAAGCGCCCCGCAAAAGAGCUCGUCGACUCCUCCGUCGCACUCCCCGUAAUCGACCUCCGCGGAGGUCGACUUCAGGGCGACGGCCGAGACGAGAUCGUGAGGGAGAUCGUCGACGCGGGCAAGCAAUUCGGCUUCUUCCAGGUGGUGAACCAUGGCGUGCCGGAGCAAUUGAUCGAACACAUGGUGGGCGUCUCGGAGGAGCUCUUCAACAUGCCCGUGGAGGAGAAAGCCAAGUAUUACUCCGACGAUCCGAGCAUAAUUUGCAGGCUUGGGUCGAGCACCCCCUAUGAUCAGAACGGGAUUCGCUACUGGAGAGAUUAUCUGAAGCUCGUUUGCUACCCUGUAGAGGAGUUCAUGCAUCUAUGGCCUCAAAAACCCGACAAAUUCAGGGAGGUGCUCGCGAAGUACAUAGUGGAAGUAAGAGAGUUAGCUGAUAAGCUGUUGAGGUUGAUUGCAGAAGGAUUGGGGCUUGAACAGGACUACUUCAGCGGCGGUUUCAGCGGUGGUCAGACCCAAAUGAACGUGAAUUACUACCCGCCGUGUCCCGACCCGAGCUUGACGCUGGGUUUGCUACCUCAUUGCGAUCGACACCUCAUUACGCUUCUUGUGCAAGGGACUGCGGCUAGGGGUCUACAAGCCAAAUUUGAAGGGAAAUGGAUUCCUGUUGAGCCAAUCCGCAAUGCCUUUGUUGUGAAUUUUGGCCACCAGUUGGAGAUAAUUACGAACGGAGUGUUGAGGAGUGUGGAGCACCGAGCCGUGACGAACACGUCUGUUGCAAGGUUAUCAAUUGCUUCACUGAUCAUGCCUAAGACGGAUUGCUUGAUUGCUCCAGCAAAAUCGCUGAUCAACGAGCAUAACCCGCCAAAAUACAAGUCCUUCACUUUCGAAGAGUUUCUCAGUGCCUACAAUGCCGCAGCGGCUAAUCGGGAGGGCGUGUUGGAGUACUUCAAGAUUGAAGAGUAAUAAUAGAUCAUUGAACACAGAUGCUUAUGUUGUAAUCGAAGAAUAGCCUUGCUUGUGCCAUUAUAUGCUCUGCAAUAGGCUAGUAUGACAAUAAUGCUGUGUUAUAUCAUGUAACUAAGUUAUCAAUGAGUAAAAUUACCUGAUCUCUCUCUCCUAA
This is a messenger RNA of Ananas comosus (pineapple), 1299 nucleotides long. Its product is annotated as 2'-deoxymugineic-acid 2'-dioxygenase-like. The coding region runs from base 114 to 1142 and encodes 342 amino acids. The record is from RefSeq and is a predicted model, not a curated record. NCBI's taxonomy places the organism in Eukaryota, Viridiplantae, Streptophyta, Magnoliopsida, Poales, Bromeliaceae. The transcript has 4 exons.